AUGGAUGACGACCACCAGCCGGUGCUGCAGCGUCUCCGCGCUGAGUUAGUGCGGAGACAGCGCCAGCCACGGGGACGGCCACCACGACGGCUUCACGGUCGGCCACCACGAUGGCCACAGCGAUGGCAACGACAACCAGAGCCCAACUACUGGGCGUUGCCGCAGCACCAGCGUAACACCGAGGACCACGACCAGCUCGUGGCUGACAACAGGGCACUCUUUGGAGGCCUGAACCAUCCCAUCGACGACGUGCCGUUCCAGAGUGACGGGGGCGAGCCCGGCGACGUAUUCGCCCACGCGGCGCUCGAUGUGGCAGGCGACGUGGGCGUCGACCAAGUGCAUGUGCCACUCGAUAUGGAUCCGCUGUUCGACGGCAACGGCGCCCAGGACUGGGGCGACCCCGGGCCUCAGCAAGGGCACGUCAACGCGGGCGCCGACAUUGCUGCCGACUUGGACGUCGGCCAACUCCUUCAGCAAGCAGACAACAUCCUCCGUGUUAUGGAGGGAUGCGUGGACCCGAAUCUUCUCGGUGCUGAUGCUUUGGAGCCCUUUUUCUUCAACCUCCGGGACAAUGCUGGCGUGGGCCAAGCCUUGAACAACGCUGGAGAAGGCGAAGGCGAAGGCGGUGAUGAUGGCGGUGCCCACAAUGGUGAUGACCAGGGUGCAGGUAGCGAUGAUGAGGAUGAUGAUGGCAAUGAUGAAGGACCCCGCACCACUGCCCUGAGAACCCUGCCACCAAAGCCCGAGUACGUGCACCCGCCGACUCCCUCCGACAACGAUGACCUCACAGCCUUCAUCGAGCAGCUGGCUCUCGGCGACGUGGACGGCGCGGAGCUGUUGCAGUUCAUGGCACAGGAGGUCGACCUUGCUCGCGGGCUGGCGACCUUCUUCCAGCCUGCGCUGGUCGUAACCAGAGCCACGGCAGCGGUGAUCAAGGUCGCCCUGGGACGCAUCCACCCCAUGCUCGAGGUGAAGUUCAAGGACCAGCGCCGCAAAGUGCAGAACAACUGGACCCAGACGUGCAAACGCCGCUUCGAGAAUGCGCUCGAUCACUGGCAGCGCCUCAAGACCCGCGCCCUCAGGAACGAGAUCGACGCGGCCAACUACACCCUGCAGGCGCUCACGGCCCUGCAACGCCGUGUGACACCCGCUGAAGGCCCUCUUUUUGAGGGGUACUGA
Messenger RNA from Salpingoeca rosetta, 1179 nucleotides. RefSeq lists its product as uncharacterized. Lineage: Eukaryota; Choanoflagellata; Craspedida; Salpingoecidae. The transcript has a single exon. The coding region runs from base 1 to 1179 and encodes 392 amino acids. The record is from RefSeq and is a predicted model, not a curated record.